CGGAGGCCGAGCGGCCAGGAAGCCGGUGCACCCGGCUGUGUCGCGCGGCGACGGCGGCCAUGGCUGGAAGCGAACCCCGUGGAGCCGGCUCCCCGCCGCCCGCCAGCGACUGGAGCCGCCUGGAGGCCGCUAUCCUGAGCGGCUGGAGGACCUUCUGGCAUUCGGUGGGCAAGGAGCGGGCGGCGGGGACGGUCUCCCGGCAGGAGGCGAAGGAGGAGACCAGCGCGCUGCGGCGGCUGCCGAUCGAUGUACAGCUGUACAUUUUGUCAUUUCUUUCACCCCAUGAUUUGUGCCAGCUGGGAAGUACAGAUCGUUACUGGAAUGAAACCGUAAGAGACCCAAUUCUCUGGAGAUAUUUUCUGUUGCGGGACCUCCCUUCUUGGUCUUCUGUUGAUUGGAAGUCACUUCCGGAUCUAGAGAUCUUAAAAAAGCCCAUAUCUGAGGUCACUGACAGAAGGUGUUUUGAUUACAUGGAGGUUUAUAAAAUGUGCUGUCCAUAUACGAGAAGAGCCUUGAAAGCCAGCCGUCCUAUGUAUGGAGCUGUUACUUCUUUCUUACAUUCAUUGAUCAUUCAGAAUGAACCCCGAUUUGCUAUGUUUGGACCAGGUUUGGAAGAAUUGAACACAUCUUUGGUGUUGAGUUUGAUGUCUUCUGAGGAACUUUGCCCUACUGCUGGUUUGCCUCAUAGACAGAUUGAUGGUAUUGGAUCUGGAGUCAAUUUCCAGUUGAACAAUCAACAUAAAUUCAACAUCCUGAUAUUAUAUUCAACUACCAGAAAGGAAAGAGACAGAGCAAGGGAAGAACACACAAGUACAGUUAACAAGAUGUUCAGCCUACAGCAUGAAGGGGAUGAGCAGCAAGGAAGCCGCUAUAGUGUGAUUCCACAAAUUCAGAAGGUGUGUGAAGUUGUCGAUGGCUUCAUCUAUGUGGCAAAUGCUGAAGCUCACAAACGACAUGAAUGGCAAGAUGAAUUUUCUCGGAUCAUGGCCAUGACAGAUCCAGCUUUUGGAUCUUCAGGAAGACCAAUGCUGGUUUUAUCUUGUAUUUCUCAAGCAGAUGUAAAAAGAAUGCCCUGUUUUUAUUUAGCUCAUGAGCUGCGUCUCAACCUUCUAAACCACCCGUGGAUGGUCCAGGAUAUGGAGGCUGAAACUCUGACUGGUUUUUUAAAUGGCAUUGAGUGGAUUCUUGAGGAAGUAGAAUCUAAGCGUGCAAAAUGAUGCUCCCUUUGGACGUUGGCCAUCCAUCCUAUUCCUGCCUUCUAUUGGAGGGCUUUACACAGGACAGCUGUAGCUGUCAUGGUUCUGAUUUUUCUUUUUUUAACCAGAAAUCAGUUGCAAGUUUCAAUCCUACUGCUUUUUCCCCAAAAUGAAUGCUCACAUUUUUGAUAACUUUUAUAUUUUCUGUCCUUUUGAAAAUAUUAAAUUCUGCAAAAC
Messenger RNA from Phodopus roborovskii (desert hamster), 1433 nucleotides. RefSeq names its product F-box protein 4 (gene Fbxo4). The record is from RefSeq and is a predicted model, not a curated record. Gene Ontology annotation, cellular component: SCF ubiquitin ligase complex. The transcript has 7 exons. The coding region runs from base 60 to 1217 and encodes 385 amino acids. NCBI's taxonomy places the organism in Eukaryota, Metazoa, Chordata, Mammalia, Rodentia, Cricetidae. Gene Ontology annotation, molecular function: protein binding. Gene Ontology annotation, biological process: protein polyubiquitination; SCF-dependent proteasomal ubiquitin-dependent protein catabolic process.